UAAAAGUCCUUCCUCUAUUAGUAUUAAAAUCAGUGUAGCAGUUGUAUACUGACCGAUCCCUGCAGCGUCACCACUAUCUUUCGUCUGACUGAACUCUUUCGGUUUUACUGUCCUUCUUCCUGCCCUCACUUAGGACCAGGUAGCUCUAGGAGAGAUCUUUUUGUUGAUGGAAAGUCACAGUCAGGAUUUCUGAAGAUGGAAAAAGGAUACCCACCAGCGGAAUCAGCUCCACCAUACCCUGGACCACCUAUGAACUAUGGGGGCGCAGUACCUCAGCCAGCCAUGUACCCUCAGCCUGGCAGCUCAUCUGCGGGGCCUCCACUUGCUGGAUACCAAGGUGCUCCUUUUGCUCCAGUCCCGGUUGCACCCGUCACAGUCACUCACAUGGUAAUACCACCUGCACUGCAUGAUGUCCCAGGACAAGCUUUGUGUCCCGACUGCCAUCAGACUGUGGUCACCAGGACAGAGCACAAGGCAGGCCUGAUGACCUGGGCCAUUUGCGGCGGCCUCACCGUCUUUGGGUGUUUUCUUUGCUGCUGUAUCCCGUUCUGCAUUGAUUCCUGUAAAGAUGUGGAGCAUCACUGUCCGUCCUGCCAAAGAGUCAUCUACAUAUACAAGCGAAUGUGAAACUAUCCUGACUGUGAAUGGGGGAGAGGAAUCAGUACUUACAUACACAGUAGCUUAUUAAUAGUCGUACUUGCUCUCCAACAUUUUUUGAUGUGACGGGCUGGUCAUUUUGCAACUCUCUCCUUCUUAAUAUGAAUUAUAAUGAUAUAUGUGACGAGGCAUCAAACUGUAGGAAGUUAUAUUUAGCGAACAGGAAGGAAUAUUAUUAUCAUUAUUAGGAAGGAAUAUAAAGUAACAAAUAUGCAAAUUAAAACAAAAAAGCAAAAACAAACAAACAAAUAAAAACCAACCUUUUUCAGCUGCCUGCUGUAGUUAUGAGUUGAUCUUUUUUCUGCAGUGGUGAAUCCAGUUAGUUGCUGGAUGACUCACAUUUUCUGUAGCACUUUUUUAUGUAUCCUCUCUGCCCUGUCACUAUGCCUAAUAUUUUCUUAUUGCCUUGCCUCAUUGUGUUAAUUUUUUUGCAUUUUUUUAUUGUACUCAUUAAGUUUAUACUAUUCCUCUGUCAUUUUUUUUUAAUUUGAAAGAAAGGCAUUUGUUUAAUGUAGUGUUUUAUCCUCUUUCAGAAGAGAAUAAAUGAGACUGGGAGAUUACACCCAUGCUAGCAGGUCUGUGAGGCUGUACUUACUCACAAUGGUGCUUUGAGCUAAAUGCGUACAUUAGCAUGCUAACAUGCUCACAGUGAAAAUGCUAACAUGCUAACGUCAGGUAGACAUGUAGAAUGUUUACCAUGUUAACCAUCGUAGUUUAAUGUGUUAGAAUUUCCACCAAUGGUGGUUACUCCUGGUUCACACUUCUUGUGGAAUUAGCUCCUCUAGAAAGGGCCACAAAGCCCACAUUCAGCUGCAUCCUUAACUCCAGUAUGCCUUAAGCGCCCUGUUCUUAUGUCCGUGAAGAAAAUUUUUCCAUAAAAAUUACAUGACUCGCAGGGAACUCAAAAAAUGUAAUUUAGUUUGAAGAAAGCAUAAAAAGCAUAAAAAAAUACUGACAUAAGAUAAAGAAAAAGAAAAAAAGAGAAGAAGAAAAAGAGCGGCAGAGAGAAGAGAGUGAGAGAAAAAAAAGGUGUUUCCAGAGCGAGUAUGAGUAAACAUAUCUCACUAUGGUGCCAUUGUCACUUGGUGUAUGGUUCUGCUGUUUAACACAUUGCUGCUUUGCAAUCAAUAAUAAAAAUCAUAAAGUAUUAUAUUCUAA
Messenger RNA from Xiphias gladius (swordfish), 1815 nucleotides. Its product is annotated as LITAF domain-containing protein-like. Gene Ontology annotation, molecular function: zinc ion binding. NCBI's taxonomy places the organism in Eukaryota, Metazoa, Chordata, Actinopteri, Istiophoriformes, Xiphiidae. Bases 196 to 627 code for a protein of 143 amino acids. The record is from RefSeq and is a predicted model, not a curated record. The transcript has 5 exons.